Messenger RNA from Condylostylus longicornis, 2080 nucleotides. RefSeq lists its product as uncharacterized. The record is from RefSeq and is a predicted model, not a curated record. NCBI's taxonomy places the organism in Eukaryota, Metazoa, Arthropoda, Insecta, Diptera, Dolichopodidae. The coding region runs from base 266 to 1444 and encodes 392 amino acids. The transcript has 5 exons.
GCCAUUUUACGUAUUGAUUUUAAUAGAAAAAGGAUUUUCAGUUUGGCUGGGGUUUGAAUUUUGAAAAUAUAUUUUAUAAGAAGUAAAAAAUAAAGUUUUUGAGAAAUAGUGAUUAAGUUAUAUAGUAGUGAUAAAUUGUCAUUAUUAUUUUGUUUAAGUGUGAUUGUGAAGAAAAAAUUUUUAAUUGAAGAGUCAUACGCGUAAUUGUACUAAAAGUUUCAACUCAAAGUUAUAAAUUUCUAAAUUAGUGUUUUAAGAUAUAAAAAUGGAAAGUUCAACUGGAGGACAAACUUCUUCAUCAUCGGGAGGGGCACCGUCUGGACCGCCUCGUGGUGGUUUCAGGGGGCGUGGUGGUUUUGAUCGUGGUAGAGGAGGCUUCGAAAGGGGUCGGGGUAGAGGUAUGGGACGUGGAGGUCCAAUGGGGAUGAGAGGUGGAAUGGGAGGACCACCAAUGAUGCGUGGCAGAGGAGGAAUGGGUUUCCCUAGAGGUGGUCCCCCUAGAGGAAUGGGAAUUCAAAGAGGUGGUCCACCAAGAGGAGGUGGACCGCCUAUGAGGGGGAGUGGAAGACCACCAGCACAUAAUAUACAAUUAACUGCAACUACGACUCCAACAGCUGAUGACAAACAAUCUUCUGCAACAUCGACUUCAGCAAAUGGAGGUUCAUCAGGUCCACCAACAGCACCAACAACUAAUGGAGGCCCACCAAGAGGAGCACCACGCGGGCGUGGUGGUCCGCCAAUGAGUAGGGGUCGAGGAGGGUACGCAGGCGGUAAUCAAGUUGGUGAUCCGAACAAAGUACUAACAAAACCAUAUGGUAUGUCAAGAGGCGGUGGUAUGAGUGGACUUUCGUCCAGAGGUCGUGGCUCGUAUCAAAGCGGUCCACCAAGGCCUCCUGCACCACAUUCAGCAAAUACACAAGUAGCUCCCGUUCCAACAUUAAAACGAGGAGCACCUUCUGGACCUCCUGGACCUAAAAGAGGACGUUAUGAUCAAGGGCCGUCGAGCAGACCUAUUGUAAAACAUCAGCAGCAAAUUCAUCAUCAAUCACAUGGAUAUCAACAACCUAGCUAUCAAUCUCACGAUCAAAUGCAACAUGUUGACCAAUAUUCGCAAUCAUAUGCAUCACAGGCUCCUCCAGCAUAUAAUGGAUACAGUCAGUCUGCAUAUGGACAACAGGCUCCAACCGGGUAUGGUCAACAAGAUUAUGAUCCAAAUCAAUAUCAAAGUUAUGGAGCAAACGCUGCAUCAUAUGGACAAGCUGAUACUAGGUACCAAAGUUAUGCACAAGAUUAUAGUCAAUCUUACGGUACAACUGUAGACUACAGCGCACCUCCACCAGACUAUUCACAACCAUCAGCCACGUCAUACGAUGAUAGAUCAUACGGUGGUUAUGAUGCCCAGGCAUAUCAACAGGGUUAUUCGAAUGCUAGCGGGUAUUACUAGGUUAACCACAUUUUAAGAUUAAAAAAAUGAAAAACAUUAAAAAUAUAAAAUAAUACUAAUUAAGUAAGCAAGUUAAAACAACAGAAAAUUAGUAAAAUACUUAAGAUUUUUAAAAAUAAAACAAAUAACAUAUUGAAUUAAGAGAAUUUAAUUUGAUUUUUCGACAUUGUAAGCGAAUGUCUCCUUUAAAAAUUGAUUGAAUAUAAUUUUUUUUUUAUUAUUUUUAUGUUUAUUAUCCAAAAAAAUGUAUAUGCAUCAAAAUGUAGAAAUAGAAAGGAAAAAAAAUGCAAAAAUCACUAAUUAAACAGAAAUAGAUAACAAAAAUAUAUUCAAAAUAUAAAUUGUUCCAAUGGUUAACAAUUCAACAAUUCAAAAAUAUUUUUUAAAAUUCAAAAUAAAUAUUAAAAAAAAAAAACAAACAAAUACAUAAAAAAUCUCUUUUUUUAUAAAAAUAAUAAAAUAUUAAAGAAUUUGCGCAGUUCAAAAAUUAUAGAAAUGUUUACAAAUAUUAAAAGUUAAAAAAAGUAUAAAUAUACAUAUAUUAAUAUAUGAAUGUAUAUAAAUACAUAAUAUAUAUAUAGUAUAUAAAUAGAAUAUGAAAUUUGAAAUGAUUUUAAGACUUAUCUUUAGUAAAAC